AUGCGCCCAACCGCCGUCCUGGGACUCCGCCGCGCAGUGAUUGAAGUCGAGAGAAAAUUCUCCUGCGGGCCAAAAUCGGGCGAAAUUUUCCAUUCCAACAGAGGCUCGCCAUCGUUCGACCGUGUAGAGAACAUUGGACAGAGUGUCUUUGAAGACCAGUACUUUGACUACCGCCAACAGCUGUUCAAGAACGGAGUCUGGAUACGGCGACGGGAAGGCAUCUGGCAGGCCAAAGUGCGGACAGACCGGACGAAUUCAACCUUCACCAACUCUCGAUUCGAAGAGCUGUCUGAACCCGGCGAAGUGCUCAGGCUGGUCCAGCGGCUUGUGUCUGGGGUGAAGUUCCUGCCCACGGAGAGAGAUGGCAGCGAUAUUAGACAGUCUGGGCUAGAAGUGAUGGCUCGAUAUACGACAUAUCGGGAUACCUGGAGGUUAAACCGGGAAUUUGAGGUUGUGCUAGAUAGAACGGACUUUGGCCAUUGGGUUGGAGAGGUUGAGCUACAGCGGGACAUCGAAGUGGAUGAAGACGAGAUGAAGGCCUUCAACCAGCGGCAGGCUGUCUCUGCUGCGAUGGACGGGGAUAUACAAGCCUUUAUGGAGCGUUACCAGUGGGCAUUUCCUGUCGACAAGCCUGUUGGCAAGCUGACUGCGUACUUUGCUAAGAGAUGAUCAAGGGGCGACUAUUCUUCAACUAGUCAUCUUUCAAUCUGUGGGAGUGUAGCUCUCUUCACCGGGUUCUUUCUAGUCAACAACGAGGUGGCCAUCCAGGUGGCAAUGAAGCUUCAUUAUUAUUCUCUUAAUACACGCGAAUCUCUCCUUAUAAUGGAGCAUAUCCAUCUUUGAGGCUGAAAUUGUCUCUUAAGCAGGCAGCCAUCAUUCCUGGGCCAAUACCACCUACGGUAAAGUCUGUCCUCGCAUUGUCAAAAGCUGAGCUGACGUCCAGGGAGCUAGGAGUAUUCAGUUUACAAUGAUGUGAUAAGUUAGCUGAGGCUCCUGGAAUCAAGACGGUGCCAUUGAUAUUCAAAUAACAGAAUAUCUUGUCUGUACAGUUACAGGUCCCGUGUAUAACUGAACUCAUCCGGACUGUAAAAUGCUCAUCCUCAUCUUCCUCAGAGUCGAUAUCACCAUUUUCUUGGGUAAUUUUCCAGGUACUAUCAUCCUCCGGUUCAAUUCAGGAUGUUCGAGUUGAGGUUGACGUUGACUCCGGGGCCUUCCUUGGGUAGCUGAAGAGUAACUAACAAUCCAGGAGAGCUUGCGACUUCAAGUGUUUGUCCAAGCACAAGGUAUAUGCUGCCACUUCUGCGGCAUAUCAAGGGGCUGAAGCCAUGCGGGGAAUGGGGUAGCUGUAUAACUAGAGAGCUCGAUGAUUAUUCGGAGAGAACGGCAACGGGUUCCCUUGGUAAUUUGGUAUCCUCAGGGGCAGUUUAUCAACCAGCGCCUCGGCCUUAUUUUGGAGAGCAAGUUAUAUCGAGAGGACGGGAGCAAAACUACCAUGGAGACGACGACCUCUAGCUGGAUACCGGAUAUUUGACUAUCCAUGCAUGUAGUUCCUGAGUGGUUAUCCGACAUGGUCUAUGUGUUAGGUAUGUACAUAGAUUGCACGGAGUAGGUGACAGGCCGCAGACAUCCAGCUACUUAUGUAUCUUUCCGACGGCCGGCUCCUGCUGGAGAGAUUUGCAGAUCCAAAUCCUUCCAUCCGAUUGGGGCUCACUGACAAACUUGCUCAUAUUAUCUGGUCACUGGUCACUGGUUACUGGUUACUGGUUACUGGUUACUGUUGCUGGUUGCUGGUUAGCCCGUCGAUUGACCAAGUGGCUCCCGGCAUGCAUGGAUCCUUCGGGCCAGAGCAUGUAACGAGCAGAUCGCGAGGGAGGCUUGAUCUUACCGUUAAACAGUAAUAUCCGUACUCCGUAGACCGCUACAGCUAGCUGGAUAGUUAACGGUUUGACAAUAAUCACCAAGGACUCUGGCCCCCUUUUUGCAACCGCCAGGCAUCUCAAAUCGACAUUAUUCGCAUUCCAGCAGCCAGCGCUUGAAGUAGGCAGGGAGUCAAGCAGUCUACCAACGCAACGGCCGCCCUCCAUCCUCCCUUUUGCCUAGCUCGCUGCUGCCAAUGCAUGAAUUUGUGUUAGAG
Trichophyton rubrum CBS 118892 is the source of this 2134-nucleotide messenger RNA. RefSeq lists its product as uncharacterized. The transcript has a single exon. Bases 1 to 669 code for a protein of 222 amino acids. The record is from RefSeq and is a predicted model, not a curated record. Gene Ontology annotation, biological process: thiamine metabolic process; dephosphorylation; thiamine diphosphate metabolic process. Gene Ontology annotation, molecular function: magnesium ion binding; thiamine triphosphate phosphatase activity. Lineage: Eukaryota; Fungi; Ascomycota; Eurotiomycetes; Onygenales; Arthrodermataceae.